AUGUCCCUACGCUUCGACAACAGAGUGGUCGUCAUUACAGGCGCAGGAGGCGGCCUAGGCAGGGUUUACGCCCUUGAGUACGCCAAACGAGGCGCAAAAGUGGUCGUCAACGAUUUAGGAGGUUCGCUCCAGGGCUCUGGAGCAAACUCCAGAGCAGCUGAUACCGUGGUACAAGAGAUCCAGGCCCUUGGGGCGCAUGCAGUCGCAAACUACGACUCGGUAACGGAAAAUGCGGAACGGAUCGUCCAAACUGCGCUCGAUUCGUUCGGUCGCAUCGAUAUAGUCAUCAACAACGCAGGCAUUCUUAGAGACGCUUCUUUCGCCAAGAUGUCGGAUCAGGAGUGGGACUCUGUCAUUCAGGUGCACUUGCGUGGCGCAUACAAGCUUACCAGGGCCGCGUGGCCGCACAUGCGUUCGCAGAAGUUCGGGAGAAUCGUCAAUACUUGUUCCCCCGCUGGACUUUACGGUAACUUUGGCCAAGCGAACUAUUCGGCAGCCAAGCUUGGGUUGUUGGGGUUCGCCGAAACUUUGGCCAAAGAGGGGCACAAGCACAAUAUCAACGUCAAUUGCAUUGCACCGUUGGCCAGGUCGCGGAUGACCGAGGGUUUGGUGCCCGAACACGUCUUGCGGGACUUGGGCCCGGAAAAAGUCGCACCCAUGGUGCUCUACUUGACGCACGAACACUCAACAGUGACCAACAGCGUGUUCGAGUUGGCUGCUGGUUUCUACUCGCAAAUCAGAUGGGAACGGUCCCCGGGCCAGUUGUUUUAUCCGGACGUGCAAACAUUGACCCCAGAGGUCAUAUUGUCCAAGUUUGACGAGAUCCUCAAGUUCGAGGGUCCCUCGGUGCAGCACCCGGUGCAAUUGAACGACUAUAAUGAAUUGAUUACAAGGGCCCGCAGGUUGCCAAGGAGUCUGGGGGGUAGUGCCUCUGGCCCCCCAAUUCAAUCUCUCAGAGGGAAAGUGGCCAUUAUUACGGGCGCUGGAGGCGGGCUUGGCAGGUCGCACGCAGAAUGGUUCGCCAAGUACGGGUGCAAAGUGGUCGUGAACGACAUUAAAGACGCCUCGGCGUUCGUUCAAGAGCUCAAUGACAAGUAUUCCUCCUCCUCCGGUGGUGGUAGAGGAAUCGUCGCCGUCGCAGACACUCACGACAUCGUGCACGAGGCCCGCGCCGUGGUGCAAACCGCAAUUGAAACGUUCGGCCGCGUGGAUAUCUUGAUCAACAACGCAGGUAUCCUCAGAGACAGGUCGUUUGCCAAGAUGUCCGAUCAAGAGUGGGACUCCGUGAUCCAGGUGCACUUGUACGCUACGUUUGCGCUCUCGAAAGCCGUGUGGCCGUUCUUCGUCAAGCAGAAGUCCGGAUUCAUCGUUAACACUACGUCGACCUCGGGUAUAUACGGUAACUUUGGCCAGGCCAACUACGCGGCUGCCAAGGCAGCCAUCCUUGGGUUCUCAAAGACAUUGGCCAUCGAGGGUGCCAAGUCCGGGAUCGUUGUAAACGCCAUUGCUCCACAUGCGGAAACAGCAAUGACCAAGACCAUCUUCUCCAGCAAAGAGUUGGGCAAUCACUUCGACCCUGGGCUUGUGUCGCCGUUUGUGGUCCUGUUGUGCAGCGACGAGUUGCAGCAGAAACAGGGCAAGACCGCCCCCGCCGCAGCCGCCGCGAGAGGACUUCUAUUAGAAGUCGGUGGUGGGUGGUGCGGCAGCACCAGGUGGCAGAGAAGCAGAGGCAUUGUCAGUGUCGACGCCAAUCCAACUCCGGAGUACUUGCGCGACCACUGGUCGGAACUUACCGAUUUCACACAGGGCGGCGCCGUGUACCCAAGCUCGACACAGGAAUCGAGCAUGCUAAUAUUACAAGCAGUCCACAUGGCCAAGUCCAGGGCUAAGUCCAGGGCUAAGGCCGGGGCCAAGGCGAAGUCCCAGGCCAAAUCUAAUUCCCCGGGCUUCAAGUUCACCUCUCGAGACGUGAUCCUCUACAAUAUGGGGUUGGGCUCGACCACGCGCGAGUUGCAGUACACGUACGAAAACCAUCCGCAAUUUCAAGUGCUCCCGACGUUUGCUACAAUCCCAUUCCUCGCAGACGAGUCGGUGGAUAUCGGCAUGGACCGCUUGGUAGACAAUUUCAACUACUCGAUGCUCUUGCAUGGAGAACAGUACUUCAAGAUCAAGAAAUUCCCGAUACCCACCUCUGGCGAAUUGAAGACCAGCGCGAAACCGCUACAAGUGCUAGGCAAACGUGGGAAAUCCAAGGCUAGUGCUGCUGUUGUCGUGGCUGCAUACGACACGGUAGACGCAAACACAAACGAACCGGUGUUCUACAACGAGGCAACGUUCUUCAUCCGCAACGCUGUCGUUCCAGAAAACAAGACCAUCAACAAGCUGAAACAAAGGUCGCCAUUUGCCCUCAAGAAGUUCGAGACCAGUGGGCUCGGUGCGACGCCCGAUUUCGAGGCCGAGAUAUCUACUUUUGAAGACCAGGCUGCCCUUUAUCGGUUGUCCGGAGACUACAACCCAUUGCACAUCGACCCGCAAUUGGCCCGGGCCGUCAAGUUCCCCAAACCAAUAUUGCACGGUCUAUGCACGCUUGGAGUAAGUUGUAAACGACUCGUGGAGAAGUACGGGCCCUUCGAUGAGCUAAAGACCAGGUUCACAAACGUCGUUUUCCCUGGCGACAGAUUAAAAGUGCGUGCUUGGGAGCGCGAAAACGGCACUGUCAUUUUCCAAACUGUCGACUUGAACACGGGCCAAGUCGUCUUGGACAACGCCGCCAUCAAGUUGGUGGGCAAGCCCAAGUUGUGA
Kluyveromyces marxianus DMKU3-1042 is the source of this 2802-nucleotide messenger RNA. RefSeq names its product bifunctional hydroxyacyl-CoA dehydrogenase/enoyl-CoA hydratase FOX2 (gene FOX2). Bases 1 to 2802 code for a protein of 933 amino acids. The transcript has a single exon. Gene Ontology annotation, molecular function: oxidoreductase activity. Lineage: Eukaryota; Fungi; Ascomycota; Saccharomycetes; Saccharomycetales; Saccharomycetaceae. The record is from RefSeq and is a predicted model, not a curated record.